AUGAAAGUUUUGAUUUACUUUAUUUUUCUUAUUUCUCGACAUAUUUCUUGCUUAACUAUUGAAAGUGUAACUGAUGAAUUGACGAUAAAUCUCACACUUGCGGUUGAUGAGAUUAUUUCAAAUGUUCUGUCACAACACAGUUCUUCUGUUGUUUUGAUUUCACCAGAUAACUGCAAAUAUGAUUUUAAGGAUUUCACAAAUCAUCAAUUAAUGAAAGCUUUCGAGAAAGCUAAAGUUUCGAUCUUGUUUGAGACUUCAACAAGCAUAAAAAGUGAAUCGAUUGAUCCAAUACUUUGUGGUGUCUUCACAAUAAAUUCAUUUGAUGACUUUUUGGAAAUAUUCCGGAAAAUCUCUGAAAACAACAUCAUUAGACAUGACGGAUAUUUUCUCAUAGUCCUAGCCAAUGGAAAAAUUCCUGAGAUCGAAAUGAUUUUCAAACUGUUUUGGAAUAUUCAAGUUUACAACGUCAAUAUAAUGUAUCAACAGAAGGAAAAUCGUUUUGUAACUGUUAAACCCUUCAUGCCAUUUAACAAAUUGAACUGCAAUGACACGUCAGCCAUAACUGUCAAUAAGUUUGUUAAAGGAAAAUUUGUAAAGAAUUUGAAAUAUUUUUAUCCACAAAAGAUGCGAAACUUGCACGAUUGCUAUGUUCGAGUUGCUGUUGCUAAUAGUGCACCGCCAUUUGUCAUUGAAAAGAAAUUAAGUAAUGGAAGUAGUGAGCUAAGUGGACAAGAUAUUUCUAUGAUUAAAACGAUAGCAGAGUAUUUGAACUUCAAAAUUAAUUAUAGCUUCAUUGGCCACGAAGGAUAUCUGCUUGAGAAUGGUUCAGCUGUUGGACCAUUAAAAACAUUAAUUGAUGGUGACAGUGAUUUAUCAGUCACGAAUUGGUGGAUGAUACCAGUGAGAUUGAAGUUUUUGGACAGCACAGCGCCUUAUUUAGUUGAACCUGUCGCAUUCAACAUUCCACCUGGACAAGACUUGACAGCAUUUGAAAAGUUGACUUUCCCUUUUAGUACUGGCUCGUGGAUAUUGAUUGGAAGUUGUUAUCUGAUCGGAAUUCUUGUUAUCUUCAUUGUCAAACGUUGUUCUGAUGAUGUUCAGAACUUUGUGUUUGGUUUGAAUGUACGACAUAAUUAUUUGAACAUGUUCAGUGUGUUUAUGGGCGUAUCAACUUCCAUUCUACCAGGAAGAAACUUUGCAAGAUUUCUAUUAAUGAUGUUUCUCAUUUAUUCGCUGGUUGUUCGUUCAAUCUAUCAAGGAAUUUUCUUUCUCCUCUUACAAUCAAAUCGACAACACAAGGAAGUACAAACAAUCGAUGAAAUGAUUGAAAAGGAUUUCACUUUUUAUGCUUAUCCGGGGCAUUAUCAGAUAAUAUCAAAAUUUGAUAAAAUUCGCGAUAGGUCAGUGAUUCUUGAAUUUCAAGAUGUUCCAUCUUUUAUAAAAAGAAUUAAAACCGAUGCUUCUUUCAAAGCCGCACAUGCUUUAUCAUACUUGGAACUUAUUUAUAAAAAUCAGCAAAAUAUGAGUGGACUUCAACUUCACAUUUGUAAAGAAUUUUUAACAUCGAACAUUCCCGUUGUCGUUUACACUCGAAAGAAAUUUUAUCUUCUGAAUGCAUUGAAUAAAAAACUUGACAUUCUUAAAGCUGCUGGAUUAACUGAAUACUGGAACUUUCAACCAAUUAAUAAACGGUUGUUAACUUUGAAAGAGAUUGAAUUGCCGAAAGUUUUAACACUCAACCACAUGUUAGGAAGUUUCUACAUUUUAUUCCUUGGAAUUUUAAUAAGUUUUGCUGUAUUCAUGUUGGAAUUUAUACAUUGUAUCUAA
Messenger RNA from Clunio marinus, 1827 nucleotides. Lineage: Eukaryota; Metazoa; Arthropoda; Insecta; Diptera; Chironomidae. The record is from the annotation of a GenBank genome assembly.